This is a messenger RNA of Dermacentor albipictus, 2879 nucleotides long. Its product is annotated as glycerate kinase. Gene Ontology annotation, molecular function: glycerate kinase activity. Gene Ontology annotation, biological process: protein phosphorylation. Gene Ontology annotation, cellular component: cytoplasm. The record is from RefSeq and is a predicted model, not a curated record. Lineage: Eukaryota; Metazoa; Arthropoda; Arachnida; Ixodida; Ixodidae.
CUUGCCGUUUUCGCGAGUGGCACACGGUGGUAACGCGAACAAGACGCACUCGCAGACAGACCAGCGGCGUCCCUGGGCACCGUCCGAAAGUAACGACAUUUAUCCCGGCAAGCGGUUCACUCGUGGCGAUGGGUCUCGCGUCCGUUACAGGCACACACGCGCACUCUGUCGAAGCGUCGACGAUCCUUGAACGCCGCAAACCACAUACACUUUCACAAACUCGUCCCAAGCGCCACAGUGGGCACAGGCCGAUUACGUAUACGCCACUCUGAGAACUGCGAGCCGCCGCUGAGCAUUGUUAAUUUCCCUAUGUAAAACCAAAAUAUCCCUAGCCGUCGUAUUUUGCCUUUGGUGAUUCCUUGUUCGCUUUUGUUUCUACACUCAAAUAUUCCAGUGGACGUCCAAAUUUUUUGAACAUAAGUUUUCUUCGAAACGACUUGCAAAAAAGCUAAAGAAUAGGCAUUUAUAACGUCACGUGGGCAGGCAAUCAGGGGCAUGGCCUACGCGGCCUAGGGAUUGGCGCCCCUUGCAAAAGUGUGCGAAACACGUACAUUUCCGAGUGUGCCGUAGUCCGUAGUGCAUAGCCGCAGUGUACUGCAAGGUUUUAUCGGCUGCGAUCGCGACCUCACUCGCGAGGCUUUUAUCUCGCCGUUUGUAAAACUCUUCCUUUACUUUAUAUUUUGUUAUGCAGUGGCGCUGAAAUGGGCACGCUUGCUCGAGCGAGACUCGCGCGCUGCGCGUGAGCAAUCAGAUGUGCAGAACGUGGAAUCGUUUCUCGACGUGCCAGCUUACAUCCACCGCUUUUCGCUGCGCCUGUAACAAGGCGCUGCUGCUUUGCUAGGCUUCGAGUCCAGUCGCUCACAGUACAAACACGCAAGGUAAUCGGUUUCUCGAUCGCGACGAGUUAUCUACGGAGAAGUGUGUCGGUCGGUCGGCAUCUGCUCGCUAUAGACUUAUCAACUGGAUCUCGCUUGUAAGUUAAUCUAUAGUCGUUUGUUAGUACUUACUACGAUGCUUCCAGGCUUGUGCAACCGCACUGGUGGGCUGCGUCGAUCGGCCGGCGAACUGUGUUGCAAGGUCAAGUCAGCAGCCAUGUCCUCAAAGGAGCCAGGUGGAAGCCAACCGCUGGGUGCAGUGCCAGCCGUAGGUAUGAACGUCUUGCGCCGCCAUGCUCGGCACUUCCUGGAGCAUGGCAUUGAACAGGUUCUCCCAAAUGCACUGGUAUCAAAGAUGGUGCAGCGAGAGGGUGAUGCAUUGCGUGUCAACAAUCAGCUAGUGCCGCUGGCACGGAAUGCCUACCUGGUUGGCUUUGGCAAGGCCGUCGGGGGCAUGGCGAAUGUCAUGCAGACACUGCUUGCCGAGCAUCUGGUCGAGGGCAUCGUCAGCGUGCCAAUGGGCACUCGGCAGAUAGCGGCCAACAUGAACCGCCCGGAGAUGCUGCCCAAUCCUGAAGGCCCAAUCAAGGUGCUGGAAGGGGCCAAGGACAAUGUGGCAGAUGAGAGGGCAGCAGCCGCAGCCACAGCAAUUGUGUCCCUCAUGAAAAAGCUCAAGAACACCGACAUUCUCAUUGUGCUCAUCUCGGGGGGUGGCUCAGCACUGCUGCCUUACCCAGUGCCGCCACUGACCCUGAAGGACAUCAAGAAGGUCACCCAACUGCUGCAGUCCAGCGGCGCCCGCAUCACCGAGGUGAACGCGGUGCGCAAGCGCCUCUCAGCCGUCCAAGGUGGUGGCCUGCUGCGACAGACCACGGCUCAAAUGCUCUCGCUCAUCCUCUCUGAUGUGGUGGAUGAUCCACUGGGAAGCAUCGCUAGUGGUCCGACGGUGCCCAACAAGGACGACCCGGGUCUGCCGCUGCGGCUGCUGGACAAGUACCACAUACGGGACAAAGUGGCGCCAAUCAUAGUGGAAGUGCUGGAACGCGUCGUGUCCCACCUGGGUCCACCCACCACGCAGUCCUUGAACGUUCUCAUCGGCAACAACAAAGUGAUGUCUCGUGCUGUGUGUCUGUUGGCUCGCCAGAGGGGCUACCAGUCGUACCUGCUGACAACCUCGCUUGUGGGCGAGUCAUGCACUGUGGGCAAGGCCAUAGCACAGCUGGCCUUCUACGUGUGCUACGGCGGUUCUGAGGUGCCUGUCCCACACGACCCAGUCACUGAGAUUGCUCAACACCUUCAGGUCCGCUACCGUGACCUGGAGCAGUUGAAAGAGUCGGCGGAGCGGGCCUUCGACAUGGGUCGGCCCAUCUGUGUGGUGGCUGCCGGUGAGACGACAGUGAAUUUGAUGGGGCCGGGCAAGGGAGGCCGUUGCCAGGAGCUGACUCUGGCAGCUGCCAUCGAGCUUGACCGGCUCUUCAAACACAGCGUGUUGCAACCACAGCGCAUUGAGCUCAUCAUGCUCGCAGCAGGUACAGAUGGCCAAGACGGGCCAACAGAUGCGGCAGGCGCCAUGGCGCACAUCAUGACUGUGUCUGAGGCUUCUGCUCAGGGGAUCGAUGCCGCAGGAGACCUGGCGCGCAACGACUCGCACCACUUCUUCCGCACCUUGAACAACGGUGCCGACCACCUCAUCACGGGGCUCACCGGCACCAACGUCAUGGACCUGCACAUGCUGCUUCUGCGGCGAAAACCUGCCACCAGCUAGCGCUCCCUGUGUGACAUUUACCGAGACUCACCGCGGGCCUGGCAACACUUGGAAGCGCUGCGGCUAUUGGCAGAGCAGAAGAUGCGUGCAGACAUGGUGUAGUUGCGCAUGUUUUGCGAGAUGAUGCUAGCAGCCAUGAAACCUCCAUGUGCCGUUCAUUAGGCACAGCUCUUUCUGAGCUGUUUGUAAUUUCUUUAUUUCUUCGGUGAAUUAGAUGCUGUAUUUUUUAUCACAUUACA